AUGGAAGCGGCUGCCGACGAAGCAGCGCCCCGACAUCGCGGGCUGGGCUUCUUCCCCGAGGCCAAGGUGAUCCGGGACGACAACCCUGGCUGGCGGCGAGCCGGCGUCGAGCAGCAAGCAGACGCCUGGAGCCAGUGGAAGGACUGGCACACGAACGCGUCCGGCCACGGGGGGCAGACGCGCCUCCCGCCCGUGUUUGUCCGCGCGGAGGGGAGCUACGACGAGCUCGGGCGCUCCGUCGUGGACGGGUUUGGCGUGGACGUCGACGAGGGCGAGGUCGACGCCGACGAGGGCAAGGAGAAGGGACGCGACGUCGCCGACUGGUAUCGCUCCCUCUCUCGCGCGAGCAGUACCCCGAAGGGGAUCUCGACGCCGCAGCCCGUAACGGCGCCCAAGCCGCCAGAUCCAGUGCCGGAGGCAGCGCCGCCGCCGCCCGACAAGCCACCACCGCCGACGGCGGCGGCCGCGCCGCUCCGCAUCCACUCGUCGGAAUGGUUCAUCCGCCGCGCGCUGGCGUCAAAGGCCAAGUCGGCCUCGGGCUCUCCAGCACCAUCUGCGCCCCCGCCGCCCCGCUCGUCAAUCGGCGCACUGCUCAAUAUCGACGCCGCGAAGCCGCCGCCCGCGCCCAAGCCGCGAUAUGUCCUCGGGCCGGAGAACGCAGGGUAUGGUCGGCUCGCGGCGCUCGGGUGGGCGGGCAGGGGGCUGGGCAAGCCUGUCGAGGGGGCGACUCCGCCGCCGGUGGAGAAUAAGCGCAAGCCCGUCGUCGACGCGGACGGCACGGUCGACCUCACCGGCGUCCCGUCCGACUCCUCGGACGAGGACGACGACAGCGAGCCCGAAGCCCCCUCCGGGCCAGGCCGCACAGCACCCAUCGCGACGGCGCUCAAGCUCGACCGUGCCGGCCUCGGCCGCAAGGCGCCGCCGGCAAAAGUCACCCACUCGGCGGCGGAGAUCGAGGCCGCGCAGCGGCGCGCGCGCCGGCACAAGGCGCCUGCUGCUGGCGGCGAGAUGGGCAAGAAGCAGAAGGUCAAGUGGGCGCAGCGGGAGCGGCAGGAGCGCGAGAGUCGGAAACGCAUCGCGGCGUUGUUGAACGGCUGA
Vanrija pseudolonga is the source of this 1098-nucleotide messenger RNA. RefSeq lists its product as uncharacterized. Bases 1 to 1098 code for a protein of 365 amino acids. Lineage: Eukaryota; Fungi; Basidiomycota; Tremellomycetes; Trichosporonales; Trichosporonaceae. The record is from RefSeq and is a predicted model, not a curated record. The transcript has a single exon. Gene Ontology annotation, molecular function: nucleic acid binding.